AUGCCUGUCUUGACACUUCACGCAGCAGAGACCGCAUCCGCGGCGUCGCAACGAAAGGCUAAAGAAAUAGGCGUCGACGUCAACAUAGCGAUCGUUGACUCGACCCUCCAACUUCUGCACUUUUCUCGAAUGAAAAACGCGAAGCUCACAUCUAUCGAUAUUGCCAUCAACAAGGCUUUUACAGCAGCUGGCCAUCGUGUCCCUACUUCUCACUACAACUCAAAGACUUUCUUCCCUGGCGGCAUGGGAUUCGGCAUCCAAUACUCUAACGGUGGCAGGUUUUGCACAUUGACUGGCGGCAUACCUAUCAUAAUUGAGGGCGUCGUGGUUGGGGCUAUGGGUGUGAGCAGCGGAACUGCUGAACAAGAUGUUCAAGUAGUCGAGGCAGGGCUCAAGGCUAUCGAGAAUCUCGUGAAAAGGUCGCAGGGCCCUCGUUUGUAA
Messenger RNA from Aureobasidium melanogenum CBS 110374, 441 nucleotides. Its product is annotated as DUF336-domain-containing protein. The record is from RefSeq and is a predicted model, not a curated record. The coding region runs from base 1 to 441 and encodes 146 amino acids. Lineage: Eukaryota; Fungi; Ascomycota; Dothideomycetes; Dothideales; Saccotheciaceae. The transcript has 2 exons.